GCAAGAGAUCCUCCUUUUUCGCUCUUUUUGAAAUCCAAUUGUCGAAUUCACAACAAUGGCUCACAGCAACAUCUGGAACUCCCACCCCCGUGGCUAUGGCAAGGGCUCCCGCGAGUGCCGCGUCUGCACUCACCCCGCUGGUUUGAUCCGCAAGUACGGUCUCAACAUCUGCCGUCAGUGCUUCCGUGAGAACGCUGCUGCCAUCGGUUUCACCAAGACCCGCUAAAUUGUUCUUUUGAUUUAAUGGAGUCUAAACCAUUAUUGUCAAUAUCGCUGGAAAUAAAGAUUUGAUCUUUCCGUGCCUCUUGCAUUUUUAUACUCGUGUAGUUGAUCUCCAUAUAUGUGGUCAAAAGUGUGCUUUACAGGUCGUCCUUUUGCAUGUGAAGUGUGAGGAUUGAAGAUGAAUUAAGCACUUUCCAAAUUUAUUUUUCUCUGGUUCCUCGAUGGU
Lobosporangium transversale is the source of this 448-nucleotide messenger RNA. Its product is annotated as ribosomal protein S14. Lineage: Eukaryota; Fungi; Mortierellomycota; Mortierellomycetes; Mortierellales; Mortierellaceae. Gene Ontology annotation, cellular component: ribosome; cytosolic small ribosomal subunit. The transcript is spliced from 3 exons. Gene Ontology annotation, biological process: translation. The record is from RefSeq and is a predicted model, not a curated record. Gene Ontology annotation, molecular function: zinc ion binding; structural constituent of ribosome. Bases 56 to 226 code for a protein of 56 amino acids.